AUGAAGGUCAACGCUAAGAGCAUGCCAUAUUUAAAGCCAGAAAGGAUAAUCACGAAGGAUAAGACCGGAAAGAUAAAGGUUAAAGUUGAAGCUGGUGAGCCUAUUCAGAGUCUCGUUCCAAACUCCGAUAUGAUCCAUGUUCAGAAUGUCCUACCGUCGCCGCCUUCCUCAGAACCAAAACAGCCCAAUAAGUCGAUGAAGGCAGUCUUGUCGAUUUCCAGUAAUGACGGCAGCUCUACGAGCAACGGGAUUGGUGACACUGCGGGUGACACCACCACAUCACCUGACGAAGAUGCUGGCGUUGCCGGAGAAUCUUCCACAUUUUUCACAAUGAUUCCCAGUUUGUUCCGUCAAUGGAAUAUGUUAUCUUCUUCUCAUGCGAGUACUCCAGUUCCAGAUGCCAGGCGGUCAGGUAUGUCACAAUCACGUUCUGACGACGGUUUGUUAGAACUAUAUCGUCUGAGGGUGGAGCCUGACACUCCAUUCCUCUCUGCGAGUAUUCAGCAAAAGCAUAACAUUGAUAGAUUGGCCGAAUGGUGCAUUCGCAUAGUUGCAGACGAUUACCCGCAGAGCGCAACUCAGGUUUCUGUGUAUUCUAUAGAAGCAUUGGUUUCUGCGGAGAAAAAGUGGAAUCCAACGAUCUUUUCAUGCUUCUUUCUACUACCGUUGCACGUCAGAGUACGUACAGCUGAAACUUUGAAGGUCUUUUCGGAAUUCAACAAGUGGAUUGCCGAGUGUCCUAAUUCCGUAAUCAGGCCUGAUCCUAACUUGUUUGCAGGUGCAAUGGUAGUAGAUGCUUGGACUUCUCUCACCAGAGAGACUCCUCUACAGACUGAUUUUGCCUGCUCUAAUAUUUUCCAGAAAUUUUCUUCGACUCUCGAUGAGUCUGCCUUUGCCUUUCAGAUGACAUCAGUUGGAAGGAUGCUUUAUGAGUUUCUAUCAUUUUUAAGCGAGGGUGACAGAAGCUCCGACCAAGCUGCAUUUUGGGCAUCCGCAAGAAGGAAACUACUGUCAUUUGAGUAUGAUAUGCUCAUAUGGCCCGUCAAGUUGUCUACUGAGCUAUCUGUGAUUGAUGACGAUCUACAGCCAUCCUUAGAAGCAUUGGUACUUCAUGUCCUGCACAAUACACUUAUGAUUGCAUACUACGGAACCGCUGCCCUUCGCAAAGGAGAGUAUGCCAGAAACAUAUCACUUUAUUCUAUUCCGGGUCUCUAUCUCUUCAUCUCAGGGAUGGCCAAGAGCAACUUCAUAACAGCACCAAGGAUAGAAGAAAAGUGGAGCAUCAUAGCGGAAUGCCAAAUAGUCACUGCAAGGUUUUUAUUGGCGCUAAAUAGAGAGAUGCCAUUUGACAAUCUUAGAGAGUCGUUGCAUUUUCAUGAAAAGCCGAUCCUCCGAAAGGUUUCAAACUCCCGAGGCACAGGCCAUUUUUACAGAGGUCGGUGA
Molecule: messenger RNA, 1443 nt
Organism: Brettanomyces nanus
Lineage: Eukaryota; Fungi; Ascomycota; Pichiomycetes; Pichiales; Pichiaceae
Exons: 2
Coding region: 1-1443 (480 amino acids)
Source: RefSeq, a predicted model, not a curated record